Molecule: messenger RNA, 558 nt
Organism: Rodentolepis nana
Lineage: Eukaryota; Metazoa; Platyhelminthes; Cestoda; Cyclophyllidea; Hymenolepididae
Source: the annotation of a GenBank genome assembly
AUGGCUCCUAGUGCCACAACGAAAAAAGCGACAAAGUCUGUGAAACCUUCCACUGAGAAAAGGAAGUCUGGUAAGGGUGUGUCCAACAAACUUCAGGGUGGAAAGAUUUCCAAGAAGGCCACAUCAAAGAAGGCUAUUGUUGCCAGAGCUUUAAAAGCCCAGAAGGCUAUUACUGCUGGGCCACAUACUCAUGGCAAGAAGAAGGUUAGGUACAGUGUGCGAUUCCGCAGACCAAAGACCUACAAACCUCCACGUUGUCCUAAGGAUCGCCGUUUCGAAAUUCCAAAACGAAAUAAGCUUGAUCCCUUCCGUAUAAUUAGACACCCAGUUACCACUGAGGCUGCAAUGAAAAAAAUUGAGGACAAUGAUACUUUAGUCUUCGUUGUUGAUCGGCGUGCGAACAAACCGGCUAUCAAGGCAGCAGUACAAGAAAUGUAUAAAAUCAAAGUUGCUAAAGUCAACACACUUAAUUGCCCCAAGAACAUCAAAAAGGCUUAUGUUAAGCUUCCCCCAGACUUUGAUGCUCUUGAUGUUGCCAACAAAAUCGGUAUCAUAUAA